Molecule: messenger RNA, 543 nt
Organism: Medicago truncatula (barrel medic)
Lineage: Eukaryota; Viridiplantae; Streptophyta; Magnoliopsida; Fabales; Fabaceae
Exons: 1
Coding region: 38-412 (124 amino acids)
Cellular component (GO): chloroplast envelope
Source: RefSeq, a predicted model, not a curated record
UAGAUAGAAGAUAGGUAGAUAAAUAAAAAAAUUGAAAAUGUCGAAGAGCUCGUUUCAAAACGACGUGCCAUGGAGAGCUUCAUCUUCUUCAGCAAAACCAAUACCCAAAAUUCAUCACUCUCCAAUUCUUCGCGUUUCUCAGAAUCCCUUUUCAGAUUAUGCAAUUUCCAUCAUGAGGCAUCCAGACCCUAUUGGGGAUGGUUUGGGUGAUGACGCUAUAGUUGAAGCAGCUGGUCCUGAAUGCAUCAUAUUUGGUCAAGUUACUCCCAUUAAAUUACUUGGCCUUAAGGUCUGGCCUAUCAAAGUUGACCUGAAAUUUUUGGAACCAAUUGGCCGAGAACUUAAGCAGCAGCUUGGGAAGGUCAUGGAUGACGUUGAGGAACUUAUGAGCAAAUCAUUCAUAGAUCGUUGAUACGGUGGCCUUUGUGAAAGAUGAAGAUUUGGCUCGUUUUGUGUCCAGUCUCACAUACAUCUUUCCAAGAGUAAUAUAAGAUAGUAUUGUUAUGUACUCGUUCCCCAGCCCCAUCUUUCUUCUGUACAUCG